Molecule: messenger RNA, 3376 nt
Organism: Phoenix dactylifera (date palm)
Lineage: Eukaryota; Viridiplantae; Streptophyta; Magnoliopsida; Arecales; Arecaceae
Source: RefSeq, a predicted model, not a curated record
AAGACGACCGCGGGGUUGAGAAAUCACAGUGUCCAUAGUCGGGGUCGGGGUCACGCGACGCACGCAUGCUCCCCUUCCCGAGCCCUACAAAGUUAGGAGUCCAAUCCAAGAACCAGGAAGAGAGAGGGAAUGGAGCCCCGGUUGGUAGCGGCUCUCGUCUCCUCCCUCGUCACCCAAGCCCUCCUCCUCCUCCUCCUCCUCUCGCUUCCCUUCUCCUCCUCCAUCCCUCCUCCUCCUCCUUCUUCUUCUUCUCCUCUUCUUCCCAAUCUCCUCCUUCCUUUCUCCUCCUCUCCUCCUCCUCCUCCUCCUCCUCCUCUCCUCGCCUUCCUCUUCCCCCACCUCGCCGCCUCCUCCUCUUUCUUCCUCCGGGGGGACAAGAAGCGAAAGCGUGAGCGGGAGCAAGCGGAUAUCGAAGGAGAGGACAAGCGAGGAGGCGAAGAAGAAGAAGAAGAAGCUGCGUCGUGCAGCAGCAGCAGCAGGAGCAGCUCCAUCGUGGCCAGCCCGGACCACUUCCGGCUCUCCUUCCGGAUGUCCGCCGCCACCUUCGAAUGGCUCUCCGGCCUCCUGGACCCGCUCCUCGACUGCCGCGACCCCGCCGGCUCGCCGCUCCGCCUCCCGGGCCCUGCCCGCCUCGCCCUCGCCCUCGCCCGCAUCGCCUCCGGCGCCCCCUACCGGGAACUCGCCGCCCGCUUCGCCGUCCCCGAGCCCGCCGCCCGCUUCUGCGCCCGCCACCUCUGCCGCGUCCUCUGCACCAACUUCCGCUUCUGGCUUGCCUUCCCCGCCCCGCCCGACCUCCGCCCCGUCGCCGCCGCCUUCCGCUCCCUCGGCCUCCCCGACUGCUGCGGCGCCCUCGCCUGCGCCCGCUUCGACGGCUCCAUCGCCGCCCAGAUCGUCGCCGACGCCUCCUCCAGAAUCCUCAGCAUCGCCGCCGGCUUCCGGGGGGACCGUAGCGAUUCCAGCAUUCUCCGGUGCUCGUCGCUGUACAAGGAUGCGGAGAGGGGGCGCCUUCUGGGCCCCGAUCAGUACCUGGUCGGGGAUGGGGAGUACCCUCUGCUCCCCUGGCUGAUGGUCCCCUUCGCCGACCCCGUCCGCGGCUCCUGCGAGGAGGAUUUCAACGCCGUGCACGGGUCCAUGUGCCGCCCGGCCCUCAGGGCGGUCGCCAGCCUCAGGAAUUGGGGCGUGCUCAGCCGCCUGGGGGAGGAGGAGGAUGCCAAGGCGGCCGCCGCAUGCAUCGGCACCUGCGCGAUACUCCACAACGUGCUGCUGAUGAGGGAGGACUACUCCGCCCUCGUGGAUGUGGCCAGGGAGUGCCCGGCGAGGCCGGAGCAAGGUGUUGGUGGGGAGGACGCUGGAUUCGAGGACAUUACGGCUGAGAGGAAGGCCUUCGUGGUGCGGAGCGCGUUGGCGAUGAGGGCAAGGGCGAUUCGCGAUGCCAGCCGCCAUUUGGUGUGCCCGUGACUGUUGGCGGUGCGGCAGCGCAAGAUGGGAUGCACCGUGGGAAAUUGGACUGAUCCAUUUGAUCGAUUUGGUCUAUAUAUUGAGGUUUUCUGAACAUGUGGGGAUGGAUAUUGAUGGUCGGCAGACCCAACCAAUCUAACCCAAAACUUGUGCAAAUUUAAGAAGAACCCCCAGCCAAUAUUUAUCUAAACUCUUUGAAGCAUACCUGAAAGAACCCCCAGUCUCUGCAAGCCGCAUCAAGCUGGUUCAGCUCAUCCUUGUUGCCACUUGAAAGCAAUGAGAGAUCGAUGACAGGUAUUGCAGAGGAGAGAUGAGAUAGAAUUCUAUCUGUUUCUGUGCAUUCCUUGUUCCUCACAUAUUUUUCAGGAAUGGAUGUAGGAUCCCUCCUUACAAUCUCUUGAACGCUCUCAACAGGCAGAGAGAUUCCCCAGCUGGGCUUUUCUUCGUCCCCUGUGCUAACAUUCUCAACCUCAUCUCCCAUCUUCUGUCUCAAAGAGGUAAUUGAAUCACCUGUCAUUUCUUAAGCACAUAUGCCUACAUAUAUAUAUAGACGUGCGGUUAGAUUAUGAUGGAGAAAUUAGCCGGCCAUUAACUACGUAGAAUCUCCUUCAUGUAGCCUGCAGAUGAUUCCUUGCUCAUUCAGGUUGGAUUUUCUUGAUGGAAGUUCAUGGGGAUUUUGUCUGGUUUGUCUUUGGUUAUGCUGAAAAUUAUGCAUGGAAACCUACAAAUGGGACUUCAGAUUCUGUUCCAUUCACAUCUGGCCAACUCAUGUAUUUAACUUUGAAAGCACCUCCACAAUUAUCUGGAGAUCCUUCUUGGGAUGCUAAUUCACACACAAGAGAAUGCCCACAAAUAAUUCAUUGUGAAAGUAGUUUCUAGGAACUUUUUUUUUCUGGAGGGAAAAGUUUCUAAGGUUUCCCUGAAAAAUAAUUUCUAUUAUAGUUUUGGGUUUUAAUUUUUGGUUGUACAUUUUGGUGUUUGGUUGAUAUAUGACAGCCAACUCACGUGAUAUUUCAGGGUAUAUUUUAUGUGAUUUGGGUUCCAUGGGUUAAAGAUGUCUUGUAUAGGAACUUGUAGCACUGGUAAUUAUUUUCACCGUCGAAGGAAUAACACAUUUGUCACAUUACAACAAGCAUAUGAAUCACAUUUGCAACCAUAGAGCGCUAUCACAGUAUGUGUGUUCUUCAAUGCCUACCUGUACUUUUUAACUUGGUUUUUGUUAUGUAUGUAUGAAAAUGCUUUACCUUAUGACUUGCUGCUAAAUUGACUAGUGGAUUCGGGUGGACCAAGAGUGUCCUUCGCUAUGCUGGCUGAUAUCAAGAGGCAAUCUUGUUCUCUCUGGCGAGCCUUGACUUCUCUUAAAGAUGAUAUGAUCUCAGAAUUCUUUUUGCUUUUCACUUUUCUAAAUUUUUCUUGUGAUGUACAGGCAUUCUGUAUAGAAAAGUGGUCUACAGGGGCUGCUAACUCUUCAUUUUUAUGAAACAAUUGAUAAAACUCAGAUCUGGGACUGUCUGGUUGCAGGUAUUAUUUAAACAGAAAAGAAUCUGCUUAGUAUUUACUUGCUUAACCAUGAUCAUUGGUCUGCAUGGAGGGAGGAUUGAUGCAUGUGAUAGUUAUUGUAACAUCACAGUCAUGAAUCGUGUGUUGAAGUGUCUCUGCAAAAUCCAUAACUCAUGUUUGUUUCAUGUUGGACAUCCAGAUGUUCCAUUAAUAAAUCAUUACUGGAUUUGGUGGAACAAAAAAGUUAGCAGAACUAGGUUGUUUGGUCCAGUUUUUAGUGGAAAUAAUUGAUUUUAUUUUGCUUGAAAUCCUAGCUUGUAUAUAUGUCUCUUAUUUGUAUUUGUUAAGUGGAUAGCAUUUUUUUCUUCCUCGAUGUUUUUUUUUUAAUAAUAAACUAGCAUGUAACCGGCACGAUGUA